Molecule: messenger RNA, 843 nt
Organism: Bolinopsis microptera
Lineage: Eukaryota; Metazoa; Ctenophora; Tentaculata; Lobata; Bolinopsidae
Product: melatonin receptor type 1B-like
Exons: 1
Coding region: 1-843 (280 amino acids)
Biological process (GO): G protein-coupled receptor signaling pathway
Cellular component (GO): membrane
Molecular function (GO): G protein-coupled receptor activity
Source: RefSeq, a predicted model, not a curated record
AUGGGUCUGAUCGGAAACGGCCUCGUCGUCUACUCAUCUAUUCGGUAUAACGCGAUACAAUUAGACCGGAUAUCCAUUGUGCUGGUGAGGAACCUGGCAAUGGCGGACAUGUUAUACACUCUGGUGACGGUGGUGCCUCUUACUAUAACUUACUUCGCCAGGAGGUAUAUUCUUGGUGACAUUUACUGCUUCAUCAGCGCCCAUCUGGCGUUCAUCCCCGGUGCUGUAAACUCUCUCACCGUUCUGACCAUUACAGCUUAUAGACUCAGGGUCAUAACAUUCCCACUGCAUGGAGUUUCGAGGAAGUCUGCUCAUCUAGCCAUUGUACUUAUCUGGAUUUUCUCGAUGGCCGGAACGGUGAUCUCUUUAGGAUACAAGUCUAACUUUGUUUUUGUUCCUAGCACCGCUAGAUGCCUCACUACUGUUUAUGUAAACCAAGCUGCUGCCCCGUUAUUUGGAGCUGUGUUCAUUUCACAGACUGUGGUACCCAUUGUCCUCAUCACAGUUUUCAACUUGGUGUUACUCUUGGUAGCUUAUCGCCAAAAAAAGAGGCACAUGCACAGUACAAACAGGAAAGUCAACUUGAAGGGCUUGAUAACCAUCUUCUUCUUAUCUGGACUCUUCAUCUGCAGUCUGACCCCGUUCGUGAUAUUUACCUAUCUCAAAACUAAAGGAAUAAAAGUGCCCCCUGCUCUUGACCUUAUGGCUUUUCACUUUAUAUUUCUCAAUGUUGGUGGCAACCCAAUAUUGUACACCAUAACCAACAGAAGAUUUGGGAAGUACGUUAAAGAUCUAGCACGGAGGAUUGCAUUUUGUGGGAUUAAAGUGGAACGGAAAUUAUAG